UACGUGCUUGACGUCAUGCGAACGAUGAAUAUUUAGCAAUUGUUUUAGUUUAAGUUAUUCGUGAUCUUCUUUGUGGACUAUAAUUGUUAAAUGUGUUUAGUGAAUAAAGGAAAAUGGAAACCGAUUGGAUGAUAGAAGAUUCGACCACACCAAAGGUGACAUCUUUGACAUCUUUAGAUUCGGGAGUGCGACCAGCGCCCAGUGGGGCACAGUAUAUUGCAGAACGUAACACAUGCCUCAAUUUAUUCUCAAGAUGGAACGAAACAGACCAGGUGGAGUUUGUGGAGCAGCUGCUGUCGCAGAUGUGCCACUACCAGCAUGGCCACAUCAACUCAUACCUCAAACCCAUGCUGCAGAGAGACUUCAUCUCCAUGUUGCCCAAGAAGGGGUUAGAUCAUGUAGCAGAGAACAUUCUAUCAUAUCUUGACGCGAGCUCGCUGUGCGCUGCGGAGCUGGUCUGCCGGGAGUGGCAGCGUGUGAUCUCGGAGGGGAUGCUGUGGAAGAAGCUCGUUGAGAGGAAUGUGAGGACCAACUCCCUGUGGAGAGGAUUAGCUGAGAGAAGAGAAUGGAUAAAGUACUUAUUCAAACCAAAGCCAGGUUGCCAGCAUCCAUCUCACUCUUUCUACCGGCAGCUCUACCCCAAGAUCAUACAGGACAUACAGUCUAUUGAGGACAACUGGCGACAAGGCAGGCAUAACUUGCAGAGGAUAAACUGCAGAUCUGAAAACUCCAAGGGUGUGUACUGUUUGCAAUAUGAUGACAACAAAAUCGUGUCAGGACUGAGAGACAACACCAUCAAGAUUUGGGACAGGAAAACACUGCAGUGUGUUAAGGAGCUACAAGGUCACACGGGCUCGGUGCUGUGCCUGCAGUACGACGAGCGGGCGAUCAUCUCCGGCAGCUCGGACAGCACGGUCCGCGUGUGGGACGUCGCCACCGGCGCGAUGCUCAACACACUCAUACACCACUGCGAGGCCGUGCUCCAUCUCAGAUUCUGUAACGGCAUGAUGGUCACUUGCAGCAAGGACCGAUCGAUAGCGGUGUGGGACAUGACGUCGACGACGGAGAUCAUGCUGCGGCGCGUGCUGGUCGGCCACCGCGCCGCCGUCAACGUCGUCGACUUCGACGAGAAAUACAUCGUCAGCGCUAGUGGGGAUAGGACUAUAAAGGUGUGGAGCACGUCGUCGUGCGAGUUCGUGCGCACGCUGAACGGGCACAAGCGCGGCAUCGCGUGCCUGCAGUACCGCGACCGGCUCGUGGUGUCCGGCUCCAGCGACAACACCAUCCGCCUGUGGGACAUCGAGUGCGGCCAGUGCAUCCGCGUGCUGGAGGGCCACGAGGAGCUGGUGCGGUGCAUCCGCUUCGACAACAAGCGCAUCGUCAGCGGCGCCUACGACGGCAAGAUCAAGGUGUGGGACCUGCGCGCCGCGCUCGACGUCCGCACGCCGCACCAGGAGCUCUGUCUGCGCACGCUCGUGGAGCAUACAGGGCGCGUGUUCCGGCUGCAGUUCGACGAGUUCCAGAUCGUGUCCUCGUCGCACGACGACACCAUCCUCGUGUGGAACUUCCUCGACUGCGGCGCCUCGCCCGACCAGGCCGUCCAGCCCGCCCGGGACCCCCACAGACCCUUCUACGACUAGGAGCGCGCGAAACUCAAGAGAAUGUGUGGACAUAAAGUGAGGUGAUUGUGUUACUGGUUCGCCGGCAGACCGCAGCCGCUGCGGUGCGGCGUCGCUCGUCGCUGCGACGGAAACGCGCGUCACGGACGUACUGCCUAACUAUAGAAUAGUCCAAUUUUGUUACACGUAAGUCAAAUUUUUAUCGUCGAUAACGACAAUUUUGAUCUUGAUCGAAGUUCCAAUCGCGUACCGCGUUAAUAAAAAUUUAAACAUGUAAAUAAAUAAGAUAUUGUAUAAAACGACGCUUUCACAGUUAAAAUAUCAAUAUUUAUAAUUAAUAUUAGUAAUGGCAGUCUAUGUGAUAUACUAUGGAACACCACAUGUAGCGAACAAUGCAAGAUGGACUCACACAAUAAAAGUAAACUAGUUUUGUGAGCGCGAGUUACCAGAUGUAGGAAGUGUGAUGUCAAAUUAUUAUGAAUGUCUCACAAAAUACCUCCAGUAGAGAAAAAUUAGACUCUCGAUGUUGUAGGUAAUGAUAGUUCAUCUAUCGUAGUCGAGUAAAUCUGGAUAUUUCCAUUCAUUCAAGGAAUCUCACAUUACAACACACUUAAGGUGAGACCGCACUACGCGACACGUCAGUUCUGUGGAACGUGAAUUGUCGCUUUAGUGCGGUUUCGCCUUUAACAUUCGACAGUCGCUAACUUCGGCGACUCUAUGACGUUUUACCAUAAGUCAUCCAUUGUAAAACAUGCCUUUCACUUACAAAAUCAUGAAAAUCUUGGCCCCUAUCGAAUCGGUAAGGAAAAGCUUCUGUCUUGGCAUAAAAAGAUGCUGCUGCUGCAAAAUAUUCGUAGUGUUAUAAAUAUGUACAGAAUUAGUCCCUGAGGCAUAUUAUUAUUAAUCUGUGCUUAUGUAACUUAAUUAUAUUCUUAAAUUGCUUUGGUUGAGAGAACACCACAUAAGUAACAUUUUUCAAUCUUGGUAUCAACCUACCAGAGAAUUUGAAUUAGUUUAUUGCAUUUUUUUUAAUAUUUAUACAGCAGUUAA
This is a messenger RNA of Aricia agestis (brown argus), 2669 nucleotides long. RefSeq names its product F-box/WD repeat-containing protein 11 (gene slmb). The record is from RefSeq and is a predicted model, not a curated record. Bases 114 to 1640 code for a protein of 508 amino acids. The transcript is spliced from 11 exons. NCBI's taxonomy places the organism in Eukaryota, Metazoa, Arthropoda, Insecta, Lepidoptera, Lycaenidae. Gene Ontology annotation, molecular function: protein dimerization activity.